Messenger RNA from Arvicanthis niloticus (Nile rat), 4290 nucleotides. It is a transcript of the gene Ubxn2a, whose product is annotated as UBX domain protein 2A. Gene Ontology annotation, molecular function: ubiquitin binding. Gene Ontology annotation, cellular component: cytosol; nucleus. NCBI's taxonomy places the organism in Eukaryota, Metazoa, Chordata, Mammalia, Rodentia, Muridae. Gene Ontology annotation, biological process: proteasome-mediated ubiquitin-dependent protein catabolic process; membrane fusion; nuclear membrane reassembly. The record is from RefSeq and is a predicted model, not a curated record.
GGCACGCUCCCGUCAGCCAGGCGCGCUCCUCGGAGCCGCGCGCAGCCGACCUCGGCACGCUCCCGUCAGCCAGGCGCGCUCCUCGGAGCCGCGCGCAGCCGUCCCCGGCGCCCGCCGGGCGGCCUAAGGGAGGCGGGUCAGGUCUGCGCAGCGAGGCCGCUGCUCCCGAGAGGGUUUCCCGGCGCUCCGGGGCUGAGAGGCUUCAGCCCAGCGGCGGCAGCGGUGGCGCUUGCGGGCCCCCGGGGACCGAGGACUAGGCCGCAGGGCCGUGCCCUGAGUAGCGGAAAGAGAAUGAAAGAAGUAGACAAUCUUGACAGUAUAAAAGAAGAAUGGGUUUGUGAAACAGGACCUCCUGACAAUCAACCCCUCAAUGAUAAUCAACAAAAGGACUGUGAAUAUUUUGUUGACAGCCUUUUUGAGGAAGCAGAGAAGGCUGGUACCAAAUGCUUGUCCCCCACUGAACAGAAGAGACAGGUAGAUGUAAAUAUAAAAUUGUGGAAAAAUGGAUUCACUGUCAAUGAUGAUUUUAGAAGUUACUCUGAUGGUGCAAGUCAGCAGUUUCUGAACUCCAUCAAAAAGGGGGAAUUACCUUCAGAAUUACAGGGAGUUUUUGAUAAAGAGGAGGUGGAUGUUAAAGUUGAAGAUAAAAAAAAUGAAGUCUGUAUGUCUACAAAGCCUGUAUUCCAGCCCUUCUCAGGACAGGGCCACAGACUAGGAAGUGCUACACCAAGAAUUGUUUCUAAAGCAAAGAGUAUUGAAGUUGACAAUAAAAGUACUUUGUCUGCUGUUUCAUUGAACAACUUGGAGCCCAUUACCAGGAUCCAGAUCUGGCUAGCCAACGGGGAAAGGACUGUCCAAAGAUUUAACAUUUCUCAUAGGGUGAGCCACAUCAAAGACUUUAUUGAAAAAUACCAAGGAUCUCAGAGAAGCCCUCCCUUUGCUCUGGCAACAGCUCUUCCUUUCCUCAGAUUUCUGGAUGAAACACUCACAUUGGAAGAAGCAGAUUUGCAGAAUGCUGUAAUCAUUCAGAGACUCCAAAAAACUGCCGAGCCUUUUAGAAAACUCUGAUAGUUUUUAUUUUUGAGAGACUGAGGGAAAUGAUGGUUGGAAGUAGGUAUGCAGAAGUGGGAGGCAGAAGUGUGACUAAACUUGUGGUUUGAGGGCUUCUUAAUCCCUUAUUGGGGGGGGGGGGGGGGCGGUCAAUCACAAGCUAGGGGAGUGACAUGGCUGUAAGCCAGAAUGAGUGCACUUUUCUCAACAGGCUAUUCAGAAAAAAAACCUUCUUUCAAAUACUAGUUAGCCAAUAUGAUAUAUUAAAUAGCUGUAUCAUUAAUCUUAAUGUGGUCUAAAUUACCAGAGAAUUCAAUUAGCUAAGUCAGCAUCAGAAUUCAAAUAUUAUUUUCAAACAGCAGAUAUUUAUAUAAAUGUUAGCUAUCUCAGUUUUUAAAUAGCAAUACAUUAAAAUAUUAUACAUGACAUCUUAAAAGCAUCAAUGUGAUUAUUGCCUGUACUUCAUCCUCAGAGCUUUUCAGUUUCUACUCUGUGACGGCAAGAGAUACUCAAAUAUUCAUUUGGCAACAGUAUCCAAGAUGUAUACUCUUCUAGGGAUAAAAUUGUGUAGCUUAGUAUAAUCUCAAUAUUAAUCUGUCUGCACAGUUUUCUAUACCUUCUAUAUGUAAUUUUAUGGUUUGAGAAUGUAGUUCAGUGGUAGAGAGGAUUUGCCAUGCAUACAUGAGACGCUAGGUUCAGUUGAUUCCCAGUGCUACAAAAUUUUUUAAAAAGUCCUUUAAAUCUGUAAUAUAAAAGCACACACAAAAAUAUUCUUCAAAGCUGGGUGGUGGUGGAGCACACCUUUAAUCCAGCACUUUGGAGGCAGAGGCAGGAGGAUCUCCGAGUUCAAGGACAGCCUGUCCUACAGAGCUAACUAACUUCCAGGGUUACACAGAGAAACCCUGUCUAGAAAAGAAAACUCAAGGUUUUCAACUAUUUACUCAUUUAAAAAUAACUUUGAAAGUUGCCUACCAUGGUGCAUGCCCUAGCUCUGGCUCACACCAAGCCUAGAGGGGAGGAUCACUUGAGCCCAGGAGUUCAGGUCAGCCUACGCAACAUAGCAAAACCCUGAUAGUGACAACUUUCAUACCCGGAGAGAUGGCUCAGCAGUUAAGAGCACUGGCUGUCCUUGCUGUAGAUCCAGAUUCAGUUUCCAGCACGUACAUGGCAGUGCACAGCCAUCUGAAACUCCUGCUCCAAGAUAUCCAACUCCCUCUUCUGACCUCUGUAGGCACUGCACUCAAGUUAUAUGAAGACACAUGCAGAUAAAACAUUAUACAUAUAAAUUUUUAAAAAUUAAACUGAUAAUUUCCAAAGAAUGGAAAGAUUUAUCGAGAAAGGUGACAUUGUAUUUCCUUUUCUCUAAAAAUGUAAUGUCUGACUUAAUGAAGAUAAGGAUUCUCACCUGUUUCUACAUUCACUGUGAUGCAGUAUCACGUAGCUUAUAGUCUCUAGAAGACAACACUUCAUUUGUGGGAAUGAAAAAGAAACAUGUAACUAUAUGACUAGGAAAGACAGUUUGACAAAGGGUCAUUUGGGAGUUCUUCCCCAGGGGCCAAUACCUGGCCAAACAUGGGAGUUCACAUUGAUCAUAAGCAUUUGAGAGGCUGAGGCAGGAGGAUUACCAUGAGGUCAAGGCCAGCUUGAGCUACAGAAUGAGAGUCUGUUAAAGCAAAACAAAGUCUGGUCCUGCCCCCCUGUCACAAGCAUUGUGCUUCACUGUCUGAGAUGGAUGCCUGCUGUACUUGGGACCUUGAAUGACUCUAGGGGUUUAGUGUAAAUGAGGGAAUUCUACAUUAGGCCCGAGUCCACCCUGUAUGAUUCACCAUGGACAGUGGAUGGUUCCACCCAAGUAGUUUCCACACUUGAGCUUUGUCCUCUUCCCAAGUUUACUCAGGAUGUCCCUCUUUAAGCCAAACGACUCCUGGCAUAACCUGUGCCAUUCCUCCCAUCCACACAUGAGGCAGGGCUGGGAAGUGUGAAUGAGGUUUUAAGUUGGACUUGGGAAUUACAAGAGGGAGCCUAUGUGCAUAACUAGAUGUCCUUUAUUUCAGCCCUUUCUUCUGCAGUCCUAUUUUAAAGAUGCUUUCUUCCCUAGCUCCCAGUCUUCCAUAUGCCAGACUUCCGUAUUUUAGGUGGCAGUGUGGAAUAGAGAAUGAAGAAGAGCAUCUUUAUUUUGCCCUUUACCUAGGAAAUCAGCAGGUGUAUAGUAGAAAAACAUGAAAUAUUUGUCGAUAACAUUUACACAACACUAUCAGAGCCCUUUUUAGCAAUAUAAAUAAUUUCUUAAUGAAAAGGGGGAUAGUAAAAUCAAUGGUUUUAUUUUUCAGAUAUAGGCAAAAACUUUUGAUUGUUAAUAUGUUCAGGAAUCUCUAAGGAAAUGUAGGCCUAUCCUGAGGCCUUUCUAUUUACAUAGUUAUAAUUGAUAAAUGGUUCUCUGUAUUUUUAUGAGGAGCUUCUCACAAGAAUAUUUCUUGUGUAUCUACAAAUAAAGCCUCCAGUCUCUAAUUAACCGGAAGGUGCAGUGGGGUUUCUUGUGUGUCCAUGCAGAGUGCACGCCAGGAAGAUGCUCCACCGGGAAGAGCAGUCUUCAGCAGUGACUCGUUUCGUUUUAAAAAAAAACUGUGAAAAUGUGAAAAUGUUAGUGUAAAUAAUGUCCUCAAAGAUUCCCUUAAAGAUAAUCAUCUGAUAAAUCGUUUUACUUGAAAAUUCAAAAGUUGUAAAGUUGGUAAUGUAUAGACUCCUUAUUGUGGGUUGAUUUUGAAAGAAUAAAAGUGCCAAGGGAAGCAAAACUGAAAGGGAACACCUCAGAAGUAGAUACAGUUUGACUCAAGUCAUUGCUCCAGAAUUGUCAUAGUCCGUUGUCUGACCUUACAGAUGAGUUAGACAUUGAGAUACAUAUCUGAUUGUCCACAUCAUAAUUUGCUAGUUAGAUGACUAUGCACUAAGCUAAAAUAAUUGUACUUUAUCGUGACUCAUUGAGUACACCUCAUGAUGUUUCUAUUCAUUGGCAAUGGAGUACUAUGUAUUUAUUUUAGUGCCUUAAUAUAUUUUUGAUGUAUUUUGCUAACAGUAAAAUGAACUGUCUCUUAAAGAUAAACUGCUGUCCAUUGAAAGGAUCUGUUAAGUAAUUUACACUUGUUAUACAGUAGUUACGUGUGAAUGCUUUUGUCAUUUGACCAUACAGUUGGAGAAUCAAUGAUUAUUUGAUCCAGUGAUUAUUAGAUGCCUUUUCCUUAA